This is a messenger RNA of Venustampulla echinocandica, 1347 nucleotides long. RefSeq lists its product as uncharacterized. Bases 1 to 1347 code for a protein of 448 amino acids. Gene Ontology annotation, cellular component: nucleolus. Gene Ontology annotation, biological process: rRNA processing; negative regulation of transcription by RNA polymerase II. The record is from RefSeq and is a predicted model, not a curated record. NCBI's taxonomy places the organism in Eukaryota, Fungi, Ascomycota, Leotiomycetes, Helotiales, Pleuroascaceae. The transcript has 3 exons. Gene Ontology annotation, molecular function: DNA binding.
AUGGUCUCUUUUUCCUGUGAGGGCUGCGGAGACGUCCUCACGAAGAAAAAACUCGACCAGCAUCGCAACCAAUGUCGCGGCGCCUCCUUCACCUGCCUGGAUUGCAUGGUCCAUUUUCAAGGGAACGAGUAUCGCGCCCACACCAGUUGCAUUAGUGAAGCGCAGAAGUACCAAGGUGCCCUCUACAGGCCGGAGAAGGAGAAGAAAAACAGGCAGAACCAGAACCAGAACCAGAACCAUUCGAAUUCGCAGGCCCUCGUCCCCCAUAACGCGUAUGUCGAGGAUGCAGAUGCGGAGGAUGAGUACCAUCACAACUCGCAUAUUGUUAUCGUCGAUCCACCCAUGCCAGAGGCCCCUGAGCCGCCCUCGGCAGCUCCUGGCUUCACCAUGCAGUCCGACCCUGCCAACGUCAACGUCUUCGACUUUCUUGUUGAUAGCGAGACUCCGAAUGCUUCCAAACUCGAGCUCCCCGCCCCCGAACCUAUGCAUUUGAUCGAAGAGGCGCAUGAAGAGAAUCAGAGCCGGGAGUUGGUUCGUGUCCAUUUCGAGGAUGCCGGCCAGAGCGUGACGGACCUAGUGGAAUAUGGCAAUGGACCCGUGCCCACUUCGGCAUACGAAACACCAGUGCCAAAAACAGAGCGUGAGCGCGAGAGGAGGAAGGAGAGGAGGGAUCGCGAUUUAAGCAGGGAGGAGAAGAAGGACAAGAAGCGCAAACGGCUACAUGUCGACACACAGGACCUAUCACCGCGCCAAGGCGACGAGAUCAUGACCGAUGCUCCACCGGUGCUUCACUCUGGACUGACCGGCGGUCUAAACCGACUCCUGUCUCGUCCGUCGGUGUUCCCGCCCUCUCCCGAUUAUUCUGGCGGGGAUGUAGCUGAUGCCUCGCCCGGUAGCCCGUUGAAGAAGACGAAACAUUCGAAGCGGGGCCGAAGCCGUGUUGACACAAUCGGAAACAAUAUUAUGUCGCUAAUAAGCAGUCGCAAGCCAUCCCGUGAGCAUUCCGCGGACCAGCCAAAGAGGAAACACCGCAAACACCGGGAGGCAUCUGAGAAACCAUCGCGGAAGAUGAUUGAGUACAAGCCUAACGGAGACGACGAAACUCAGCAUUAUGAUGGCCAACAGGAAAUGGUUGUCUACAAGCCUCGAGGAGAUUUGCUACUCAGCUUUAUCAACAAAGGCCCCGAGAGCGAAAGAGGUAUGAGCAUGCACAAGGCAUUAAAGAGAUAUCAUCGCGAAAGAAACGCAACAGGUUCAGCGAUGUCCAAGGGGUUAGAGGAGAAGGAGCUUUGGAGGAGUCUGAGGAUGAAGCGGAAUGACCGAGGAGAAAUCGUUCUAUUUCUAUGA